AUGGCAAGCAGCUCGAAUCCUCUGUCAGCGGCAGUCGCCGGCGACCACCAGGAGAUGUACGAAUACUACGACCAGUACCUCAAGAACAGGGGCGAUAAAGCUGCCCAGCAACGCUGGGUUAACCAGCUCAUUUGGGAGAUCGCCCGCCAUGCUGUUGGCGAGGAAAUCGUCAUCUACCCUCUCAUGGAGCAACACCUUGGUGCCAAGGGUGUUGAACUCGCCGACAACGACCGCAGAGAUCACCAGUUUGUCAAGGAGAAUCUGUACAAACUCGAAAACAUGGAGGUCGGCACGGAGAAUUACGAUGCCCUCUUGAAGACGGUCAUAGACCAUCUUCGAGUCCACAACGACAGCGAGGAGCAGACCGACCUUCCCAUGCUCUACGAGAAGAUUGGAGCAGAAGGCGCACAGCAGGCCGCAGCCAGUUUCAAGCGGACCAAGAAAUUCGCACCAACGCACCCUCAUCCCAGCGCGCCCGACAAGCCACCGUUCGAAACUGUCGUUGGACUCAUGACCGCUCCUAUCGACAAGCUCCGCGAUAUGUUCGAGCAAUUCCCAAGCACCGAAGAGAAGAAGCAAGCUUCGCAGAAUUGA
Molecule: messenger RNA, 594 nt
Organism: Coprinopsis cinerea okayama7#130
Lineage: Eukaryota; Fungi; Basidiomycota; Agaricomycetes; Agaricales; Psathyrellaceae
Product: HHE domain-containing protein
Exons: 4
Coding region: 1-594 (197 amino acids)
Source: RefSeq, a predicted model, not a curated record